Molecule: messenger RNA, 2505 nt
Organism: Chara braunii
Lineage: Eukaryota; Viridiplantae; Streptophyta; Charophyceae; Charales; Characeae
Source: the annotation of a GenBank genome assembly
CCCUACUAUCAAACCUCCUUAACGUCUUCUCUCGUAUUUUGGCCUACAAUAGACUUCAAUAUGAGAGGGAUAUCAGGAAGAAAAUUAGAUUUGCCGAAAAGAGGAUGUCUGAACAUCCAGUCUCCAACUUGGUGUGGGGAAAGGAACGAGGUGUGUUGAUGAAGGAAUGGGAGGAAGCUCAGAUCAAGAAAUCUGAAGUUUGGGCGGAUAGACUUCGGGUAAAAGGGAUAGUGGUGUAUGAUCGGAUGUCUAGAGAGACCUGUCAGAAGCUGACUCCGAGCCGAACAUCGGCUUCAAUGAUUGAGCUUCAACAUCCCUUCGAUAAGGAAGCACGGAAGGCGAUUGAGUUGGCGGACCUAUGCAAUUAUGCAACAAUGUACUACAAGGACAUAUUGACAUCCCGACUGCAGGGCGCAGAGGUGGUAACAGAUUUGUAUGAGGGGAGCACACAUUGGACGAAUACAGAGGUCAGACUGGCAGCCGAAGGGAGACUAGACUUGGAUAGACCAGUAACCAAUGAGGAAGCCCCCCAAGCCUUGAGGAACAUGUCGAAGGGAAAGGCGCCAGGAAUAGACGGACUGCCAACGGAAUGGUACAUAGACCAGUGGGACGAGGUGGGGGAUUACUUGGUCGAAAUAUUUAACAAUGUUCUGACGGGAGGGAGACUGUCGAAAGGAAUGUGUAGCGAUGUCAUCUCUGUACUAUUCAAGAAAGGGGACAGUACAAAGAUUAGGAAUUGGAGGUUAGUCUCAUUGUUAAACGUAUCUUAUAAGAUCCUCGCAAAGAUCCUGGCCCGCAGACUAAGUAAGUACCUUCCGGAUUUAGUAAAAGGCGAUCAGGCGGCCUUUAUUAGAGGGAGAUCUAUAUUUGACAACAUUAUCACUGCAAUUGAGACAUUAGAAGAAGUACAGAGCAAAGAGUUGAAUGUGGCGGUACUACUAUUAGACUUAGAGAAGGCGUACGACCGGGUGAAUUGGUCCUACGUACUAUCCACACUGCAGUGGAUGGGGUUUGGGGUGAACUUCAUCAAUUGGGUGAAGUCCUUGUACACUUUCUCUAUGGCGGCAGUGAUAAUUAAUGGGCGACUGUCUGGGGAGUUCAGUCUGACAAGAUCCUUACGCCAGGGCUGCCCUUUGGCGCCCCUCUUGUUCGCAGUUCAAUUUGACGUGGUGUUGAACAAUAUCAGGGAGCACCCGCAAAUCAGGGGCAUGCCGACGGGGCCAACAUCCUACAAGGUGAAGGCUCUAGCGGAUGACCUCUUCGCAGUUUCGGAAAACUCUGUGGAAUCAUUGACGGCGCUGAAGGACUGCCUGGACGAGUUUUCAUCACUUUCUGAGGCGGCCAUUAACUGGCACAAAUCGGUAUAUUUACUCAUGGAAGUAUACAAGUUGGAGUCAGAGUGGGGAAUGAAGCGGGUGGAACAGGAUAAGUCAGAAAGGUUUUUGGGGGUGCAAAUUGCGUUGUUGGACUGUGCAGCAGAACAAGAUGACAUCCUUCUUCAGAAAUCUCUUCAUCGCUUGGUUACAUGGGGAAUGGCACCACACCUCUCAAUCUUUGGUAGAGCACUGGUGUUGAAUGGAGCUAUGUUCGCCCUGCUGUGGUUCGUGGGCACUGUAAGGAGGAUCGGGGAUCAAACCUGCAAGCAGCUAAGAAGGAGGGCAGCGAGAUUCAUCUGGAAACCGUACGCCAAAGAGGAGGAGAACUUCUUGACCAAGGUGGCUUGGGAGAUGCUAUGCCUCCCCAGAUCCGAGGGGCGAUUGGGGAUUCACGACCCGGUAAGGCAAAACGAAGCAAUGUUGGUGAACUGGGUGGUGAAAGCCUGCCUAGAGGAACCAAUUCCUCAUUGGGUGUACCUGGCAGAAAAGAUUUUGGCUGACGAGUGGAAUCUGUCAAGGUCUGGCGAUGUCUGGACUUGUAUCUUUUUGUAUUCCUUCCAGAGGAGGAGGAUCAGAUCACCACUUUGGAGAGCUCUGAUUCAGGCAUGGAGAAAGUUGAGGCCGGACGUCUGGGUGGAGCCUGUCACGAAAGGGGAGGUCCUCCAGCAGUCUAUCUUUGAGAACCCAAGGAUUAGAGGGGAGGACGAUCAGUGGUUGGGGGCAGAGUCCCAGAGCAUGGGUAGGAAGUGGAUCGAGAAAGGGAUAGUUAGGAUCAAAGAUAUCUGGGACGCCUUUUCGGAGGACUGGCAGUCAGAGGAGGAAGUGAAGGCCCGACUAGGACAAAUGAGACAGGUGGGAGGAAAGUUAGAGGAGGUAAUUAAGGCAAUCCCGGAUGAAUGGAAGCGGCUAUUAGCCCCAGAAACAGUGGACCCGCCCGGGACAUGGUACGUUCAGGAUUCUCAGCCUGACAGGAAACUGUGGGAACUGGUGGAAAUUCACCCGGAUGGGAAAAGAACCUUCCAGGGCUAGGAAAUGAGGAAGGGAGACCAAAUAAUCACAGACAAAGUGGAGGGGUAUCCAGUGUUGGGAAUGGCUCUAUCACAAGUCCGAGUUAUCGUGGAAGACUCGA